Pectinophora gossypiella (pink bollworm) is the source of this 1485-nucleotide messenger RNA. RefSeq names its product connectin-like. Bases 1 to 1485 code for a protein of 494 amino acids. Lineage: Eukaryota; Metazoa; Arthropoda; Insecta; Lepidoptera; Gelechiidae. The transcript is spliced from 3 exons. The record is from RefSeq and is a predicted model, not a curated record. Gene Ontology annotation, molecular function: protein binding.
AUGCGGGCUCGAGGGGUACCCGCUACCUUGCUACUGUUGCUCUUUGCAAUAGAGGCUCUGGACGCAAAUCGAAGAAAACAAAAAGACAAGGUGAUCCCAAACACCAUCAACAUAUGUGACAUCAGUGAUAGGGACUCCAAAGUCCACUGCUACUGCGAACAAAGCCAAGAGUACAACGAAGCAGAGAAGACAGAAUGCUGGGUCUUCAACGGAGGGAUACAAAAGUCAGACCCACUGUGGUCCAGCUUCUCUUCACAGUCAAACAUUCAAACCCUCGCGUUCAACGUAAGGGCAGACGGAGGCCUCGACUUUGUCCCAACAAAAGUCCUGCAAUUCCUCCGGAGACUCAAAAAUUUCAGCAUCAAAUUCAGCUCUAUACCAAAAAUAGACUCAUACACCUUCGCCAAUUUAUCAGCAGUACAAGAGAUGACAUUCACAAAAAAUAAAAUAAAAAUACUAAGCAAAUACGCAUUCUACAACAUGCCAAAUUUAACUGUGCUCACUUUAGACGAGAACAGAAUAACAGAGCUUGUAACAGAUACGUUCUACUCGCUCCCGGCUCUACAGAAACUUUAUUUCACUAGUAACAACAUAAGCGUAAUACAAGAUGGAGCGUUCAGACAUCUUGUCAACUUACUAGAAUUAGAAUUGGAUAGAAAUAAUAUAAGUGAGCUGAAGAAAGAAAGUUUUAACGGUCUCGCUAACCUUCAGCGUCUAGAUUUAAGAAGAAACAAAUUAGCUGUACUAAACUCAUUCACUUUCACCGAACUAUGGAAUCUUCAGGAAUUGUUGUUAGAUUAUAAUGAUAUUUAUAUUAUGGCGCAGAGAACCUUUGAUGGGCUGUCGCUGUUAAAGAAGCUAAGUUUGAGUCAUAACAAACUUGUGACCCUGCCAAGUGGGCUCUUUGAAGGAGUCAGAGGUCUCACAGCAUUAAAUCUAAGACACAAUAAGCUACAAAGAUUCACAUUUGACAAUCUUCGUCCAAUAUACGAUAAUUUGAAGAAUAAGAAUAGUUAUAUCUAUCUUGAAGGAAACGACUUCGACUGCAAUUGUCAUCUGGCGUGGAUGCAUAGACUCAGGCACGAAGCGAAGAGCGUGAAAGUGCGAACGUCUCUAGAAAAUUUCAUUUGCAAAUUCAAUGUGGACCCGUCAAUGAAUUCGCACCUCGCUUAUUUUGAAAGGAGCGUCAUAAGCUCGAAUAAUUUGUAUGAGAUUGACGAUAAAAGUGACAUAAAGGAUUAUUCUGACACGGAUGACUUUUUCCACGAAGAAGCAGAUGAAAUUUACGAUGAGCCAAAGUUGGCGAAGAAGGCGAAUGACAAAACGCUACUACAGAUUCCCGUUGAAUUAUUACCAUGUCCACAAGAAAUAAAAACGGUCACAGACAGGACGUACACUUAUCCUUCUCAGAAUGAAGCGAAAGAUUAUAGGAAUCUUAUCCUUAAUUCGAGGUCACACAAAUACGAAGAUCCCAUCAAGCUUUGA